Rattus rattus (black rat) is the source of this 951-nucleotide messenger RNA. Its product is annotated as olfactory receptor 10W1-like. Gene Ontology annotation, cellular component: membrane. The record is from RefSeq and is a predicted model, not a curated record. Gene Ontology annotation, biological process: G protein-coupled receptor signaling pathway. The coding region runs from base 1 to 951 and encodes 316 amino acids. Lineage: Eukaryota; Metazoa; Chordata; Mammalia; Rodentia; Muridae. The transcript has a single exon. Gene Ontology annotation, molecular function: G protein-coupled receptor activity; olfactory receptor activity.
AUGACUUGGGAGAACCACUCAGUAUUGAUGGAAUUUGUGUUCCUUGCCUAUCCUAAUCGCCUAGAACUACGUAUGCUCUGCUUCCUUGGAGUAAGCCUGGCUUAUACAUUGAUCAUCUCUGGGAAUAUUCUCAUUGUGGUAUCCAUCCAGACAGAAACCCGUCUACAUGCACCCAUGUACUAUUUCUUGGGAAGCUUAUCAGGUAUAGAACUAUGUUACACUGCAGUGGUGGUACCUCACAUCCUAGCAAACACCCUGCAGUCAGAGAAGACCAUUACUCUGCUGAGCUGUGCCACCCAGAUGGUCCUUUUCAUUGGACUUGGCAGUGCUGAUUGCUUCCUCUUAGCUUCCAUGGCCUAUGACAGAUAUGUUGCCAUCUGUCAUCCCUUGCAGUACCCUCUCUUCAUGACUGUAACUCUUUGUGUUCGCUUGGUUGUGGCUUCUGUGGUCAUUGGCAUGGUCUUGUCCUUACAGCUUGUGAUCUUCAUCUUCUGUCUACCAUUCUGUCAGGACAGAGGAAUAGAACAUUUUUUUUGUGAUGUGCCACCAGUGAUGCAACUUGUGUGUGCCACUAGUCAUAUCCAUGAGCUUUCUGUGCUAGUGGCUGCUGCCCUAGCCAUAGCUGUGCCUUUCUUUUUCAUUGCCACCACCUAUGCCUUGAUAGGAGCAGCUGUGCUCAAACUCCACUCAGCAACUGGCCGUCACAGGGCCUUUAACACCUGUUCCUCCCACCUCACUGUGGUGUUGUUGCAGUAUGGCUGUUGUGCCUUCAUGUACCUGCGCCCCAAGUCUAGUUUCCAUCCCAAACAAGAUCAGUUCAUCUCCCUGGUAUACACACUGGGAACCCCAUUCCUCAAUCCUCUUAUCUACACUCUGAGGAACAAUGAAAUGAAAGGUGCCAUAGAGAAAGUACUUACCAGAAAUUAUUUCUCCCAGAAAAUUGUACAAUAG